Durusdinium trenchii is the source of this 612-nucleotide messenger RNA. The record is from the annotation of a GenBank genome assembly. Lineage: Eukaryota; Dinophyceae; Suessiales; Symbiodiniaceae.
AUGUAUUCCAUGCUGAGCCAUGGCCUCGUACUACUGGCUACUACCGCCACCUGUACCAUCGCCACGAUCCCUUUCGUCCCGUCAGAGGAGAUUUGGCGAUUGCAGGUUGGUGCCCAGUGCAGGUGGAAUCCACUUUGUCCUGCUCAUGUUGAGACGUGGAGAACUCGCAUUCCGCAUCUUCAGAGGCCUUCCGAGGCCUGUGGUGCCUUGCCAGGACUUCCCCCUCAAGGCAUUCCAGUUGAUUCCCGCUAUUGGUGGAUCCCUCCCUGCACAAGUUUCUCCUCCUUGACCAACGGAGCAUGGUGUUAUGACACUGCAUCACCUGGAAGACUUAAUGAAGACGACUUGUGCGCAUGCUUGCUGGACGAGGAGACCAUGGAGUCCUUUGGAAAUUGGGCCCUCACAAUUCAAGGCUGCAGUCCCACAGCAGCAAGCAAGAUACAGCCUUCAGGAUUGACUACUAUGCAUUUGGGUGGCAUGAAAGGUGUGCCACUGUCAUUCCUUCCACCAGACCAGUUUCUUUUCCAUGGAUCUGACUCCCGGGAAACUUGCGUGCGGUCUAUCAGGGAGUACUUCCCACUCUGCCAAAGGGAUGGCACGUUGGAGCUGUGA